AUGCUCCGACGGCCCGCCACAACGCUCAGCAUCACGGCCGAGGACGUGGCCGCGUACGAGGACCGCCGGGCGCGCGAAGCAGCGGCGGUGCUGGAAACAGUGAGCAACGUUACGAGUGGGGACAUGGCUGAGGAUGACUGGAGCGGUGCCGCAAGCGGAGGUCCCGACAAGGGCGUCAUGAGUACAGCUUGGAAGGAAGGAACUUGA
Molecule: messenger RNA, 207 nt
Organism: Parascedosporium putredinis
Lineage: Eukaryota; Fungi; Ascomycota; Sordariomycetes; Microascales; Microascaceae
Source: the annotation of a GenBank genome assembly